GCAAUCUCACAGAGAAUGGCUUUCGUACUUCAUCAUGGAGCAGCCGGAUUUCUCUCUCCAGUGAGCAAGACGCGAGCAGCAGCGCAAAGCCAGCACCCUGGAAUCAGAGCAACAGCAGUCAGGGAGCAGCCACUGGAAGAAGAAAAAGAACUGAAAAGCUUACUUAGUUUAAGCUCCUCCUCCAUCGCCACCGCCGCCACCACCACCACCGCCAGAAAGCCAUACACGGGCAUUGCAGGACGGCUCUGCGACGCCGCCGAGAGCUUCAUUGCAAACUUCAUCGAGCCGCGAGUGGUGCGUCCCCCGCGAUCGGACCCAAAGAUCCAGCUCGCCGACAACUUUGCGCCGGUUCCCUGCGAAGUCCCUCCGCAGCCGUGCACCCUGGUUCGAGGAGAGAUCCCGGAGUGCCUGAAAGGAGGCAUCUACAUCCGGAACGGUGCCAAUCCGCUCUUCAAGCCGGUGGGAGGAUACCACUACUUCGACGGCCAUGGAAUGCUUCACGCUGUCAAGUUCGUUGGUGGAGUUCCAUACUACUGCUGCCGCUACACCAAGACCAACAGGUACAAGCACGAAGCUUCCGCUGGCCGGUCCCUGUUCCCGAAUCCGUUGGGAGAUAGUCACGGAGUCCCAGGAAUCGCUCGCAUCACACUCUUCGCCAUGAGAGUCGCGCUGGGAAUCGUCGAUGCCACUGGAGGAAUCGGGACUGCGAACGCUGGGCUUGUCUUCCACAAUGGAACUCUUCUCGCCAUGUCCGAGGACGACAUGCCUUAUGCUGUUCGUAUCUGCGAGAGUGGCGACCUCGAGACCGUCGGAAGGUUCGGUUUUGAUGGCGAGAACCAGCUCAAGUCGCCAAUGACAGCUCAUCCCAAGCUGGAUCCACGGACUGGAGAGCUGCUCUGUUACAGCUACAGCGUCGCCACGAAGCCGUAUCUCAAGUACUUCAAAGUUUCUGCUCGAGGAGUGAAGUCCAAGGACGUUCCAAUUCCCCUGUCCGAGCCGGUUAUGAUGCACGACUUCGUGGCGACCGAGAACUUCGUCGUCUUCCCGGAGACGCAGAUAGUUUUCCGGUUCCAAGAUCUCUUCCUGAAGAGAACCUCUGCCGUUGUGUGCGACGAGAACAAAGUCCCACGAUUUGGUGUUCUUCCCAGGAACGCCGAGGAUGUGUCCGGCUUGAAAUGGUUCGACGUCCCUGGCUUCACGAGUUUGCACUUUGUGACCGGCUGGGAGGAGGACGGCGGAGAAAAGAUCGUGCUGAUCGCUGCAAAGACAUGGCCGCUCAGGAACAUGUUUGAUGAUCCGGCUUCCGUUCAUAACACAGUCUGUGAAGUCCAUCUAGAUAUGAAGACGAGCCUGGCUACCGUAACACGAGUCACUGCUGCAGUUCUCGAGAUCGGCCAAGUCGAUCACCGGAUGAUCACCAGAAAGACGAGGUAUGCUUAUUAUUCGAUUUAUGGUCCCUGGCCGAAGUUCUCUGGAGUUGCAAAGCUCGAUCUGAAUGCUCCCAGAUGUUCCAACGUGACGACCAUCUCUGAAGAAGCUCUCGAGUAUGACCCCGCUGUGGUUGCAUGGAGAAAAUUUGGAACGGGACGUUUUGGCAGUGAGCCAUUUUUCGUUCCCAGGAACGACGAUGCCGAGGAAGAUGACGGCUUUCUGCUUUGCUACGUCCACGAUGAAAUAACUGGCGUCUCCGAACUGCUUAUUAUGGAUGCGAGCUCUCCCAAGCUAGACACAGUAGCGUCCAUCGAGCUCCCUUCGAGAGUACCAUACGGUUUCCAUGGGCUGUUCGUGAACAAGGAAAAGUUAGCUCAGCAGAAGCCUGUAUAACAAGUAGCUACCAAACUAAUGUGUGUAGGUCCAUAUCACGUCAAUGUCCAGCGUUUGACACCGCAGCCAAUGGAUUUAUUUGCAAUCCGAAA
This is a messenger RNA of Selaginella moellendorffii, 1916 nucleotides long. Its product is annotated as 9-cis-epoxycarotenoid dioxygenase NCED4, chloroplastic. Gene Ontology annotation, cellular component: chloroplast stroma. The coding region runs from base 16 to 1824 and encodes 602 amino acids. Lineage: Eukaryota; Viridiplantae; Streptophyta; Lycopodiopsida; Selaginellales; Selaginellaceae. Gene Ontology annotation, molecular function: carotenoid dioxygenase activity. Gene Ontology annotation, biological process: carotene catabolic process. The transcript has a single exon. The record is from RefSeq and is a predicted model, not a curated record.